AUGCUCGCCCUAGCAGCCAUGAGCCUGAUUACCGGCACAACUGCCAACCUUGAAACCUGCGCCAGCAGCACUGCUUUCAGCUGCGUGAGCUCCUCAACGGAGCCAACCUGCUGCUUCAACUACCCAGGUGGUGCCCUUCUCCAGACUCAAUUCUGGGAUACCAGCCCAUCAACCGGUCCCGACGACUCAUGGACCAUUCAUGGAUUGUGGCCCGACAACUGCGACGGCACAUACCAGUCGAGCUGCGACUCGGAGCGCGCUUACUCUAACAUCACAGCGAUCCUGCAGGACCAGGAUCUCGGUGACUUGGUCGACUACAUGGACGACUACUGGGUUGAUAUCAACGGGGAUAACGAGAACUUCUGGUCGCACGAGUGGAGCAAGCACGGUACUUGCGUCAACACUAUAGACCCCAGCUGCUAUUCCGACUACAAGCCACAGGAGGAAGUAGGUGAUUUCUUCCAGAAGACGGUUAACUUGUUCAAGAGUUUAGAUACACACAAGGUAUAUCCUCUCUCUGCCCUUCAUGAUAUGCGCCCUUCAUUUCUGACUGUUUCCCAGGCUCUCGCCGCUGCUGGCAUCACCCCGAGUACUUCCAAGACCUACACUCUCAGCGCGAUCCAGAAGGCUCUUACUUCCAUGCAUGGCGCGUCGGUUUACGUUGGCUGCUCUAGUGGCAAGUUGAACCAGGCUUGGUAUUUCUUCAAUGUUAAGGGUAAUGCUAUUGAUGGAACAUACAAGGCUGUCGAUACGCUGACUACUCCUGGCUGCCCAAAGACUGGCAUCAAGUAUGUGCCCAAGUAA
Penicillium expansum is the source of this 804-nucleotide messenger RNA. RefSeq names its product T2 family ribonuclease. The record is from RefSeq and is a predicted model, not a curated record. NCBI's taxonomy places the organism in Eukaryota, Fungi, Ascomycota, Eurotiomycetes, Eurotiales, Aspergillaceae. The coding region runs from base 1 to 804 and encodes 267 amino acids. Gene Ontology annotation, molecular function: ribonuclease T2 activity; RNA binding. Gene Ontology annotation, biological process: RNA catabolic process. The transcript has 3 exons. Gene Ontology annotation, cellular component: extracellular region.